Chelonus insularis is the source of this 3249-nucleotide messenger RNA. RefSeq names its product importin beta11 (gene Impbeta11). The record is from RefSeq and is a predicted model, not a curated record. The transcript has 11 exons. NCBI's taxonomy places the organism in Eukaryota, Metazoa, Arthropoda, Insecta, Hymenoptera, Braconidae. Gene Ontology annotation, molecular function: small GTPase binding. Gene Ontology annotation, cellular component: cytosol; nuclear envelope. The coding region runs from base 169 to 3123 and encodes 984 amino acids. Gene Ontology annotation, biological process: protein import into nucleus.
GAAUAACAACAUCGGUGUUACCGCCGGCCUUACAUCGGGGUUGCGCAUGAAUGCUUUAGCAAACUUUUGUUAACACCGAUGUUAGCCUGCGCGUAAACAUGGCACAUAUGUCUGUGUAUACUAUAGUACAUGUUUGACGGAUAUUUGUCGUAAAAAGGGAGUUUAGAGAUGAAUGCAGAAGUAAUAGAUGUCCUACAACGAGCUAGUAGUCAAGAUCCUAAUGUGCUAAAACCAGCUGAACAAAUGCUAAAAGAAUGGGAAACUCAACGAGGCUUUUAUACGGUUUUAUAUAACGUUUUUUCUAACCAUUCUAUAGAAAUAAAUGUACGAUGGAUGGCUGUAUUAUGUUUUAAAAAUGGUGUCGAAAGAUAUUGGAGAAAAAAUGCUCCCAAUGGUAUCGCUGAAGAUGAAAAAGCAUUUCUUCGACAACACCUAAUAGCUAAUUUUAAUGAACCAGUCAAUCAACUUGCUACUCAUAUUGCUGUUGUCAUUGGAAAAAUAGCUAGAUUGGAUUGUCCACGUGAAUGGGAUACUUUAAUACCUACACUUCUUAAUGGUUUACAAAGUCAAAAUGCUAUUGAAAAACAUAGAGCUUUAUUAACACUUUAUCAUGUUAUUAAAACAUUAGCUUCCAAGCGAUUACUUGCAGAUAAGAAAUUUUUUGAACAAUUAACUAGUAAUAUGUUUAAUCUUAUUUUGGAUUUAUGGAAUUCAUAUACUGAGUCAUUCCUUAUAUUGAUGUCAAAUGUAACAAGUGGAACUGAAGCUGAAGAUGCUUUAACAAUGGCCCUACUUUUAUUGAGAAUAUUAAGAAAAUUUAUAACAAAUGGUUUUUGUAAUAUUUCAAAACGUGAGGAUGCUAUGCUUUUUUUGAGAAUAAUUUUCACCAGAGCAAGAGCAUGUUUAGAGUGUCGAAAGAAUUUAAUAUGUAGAGGGAUCCAAAUAGAGGCACUUGAAAAAUUUAUUUUAAAUUUAAUGAAAGUUGAAUAUGGAGCUAUUGGAAAUCAUUCAAAAUGUUGUGUCGAAUUGAUACCAGUCUCACUUGAAUUCGUAGUGUUUUAUUGUUUUACAGAAGAAGGGAAAUCAUUUACUUUUGAAAAAUUUAUCAUUCAAUGCCUCAAUUUAAUGAAAACUAUUUUAAUUCAUCCUGAUUAUAGAAGACCAUCACCAGCAAUUACCGAAAUUAGUGGAGCAGAUCAUGUUUCUUUAAGAGCUACUGAAUUGAAACGAAAUUUCUUUACUCCAGAAGUAUUGAAAGAUAUAUGUUCUAAACUUGUCACACAUUAUUUCUUACUUACACCAGAUGAUUUAGAAAUGUGGAAUACAGAUCCUGAAAAUUAUGCAGUGGAAGAUUCUCGUGAAUCAUGGAAGUACAAUUUAAGAGCUUGUACGCAGAGUGUUUUUUUAUCAAUUUUCCCUCAAUCUUGUGAAGUUAUGUCUUCUGUACUCAUUGAAUUGAUGCAAAGAUAUUAUCAACCAGUAGAUCCAAAUGAUUAUCAUGCAAUUUUAAUGAAAGAUGCUAUUUAUCUUGCGGUUGGUCUUGCAGCACUAGAUCUUUAUGAUGAAAUAGAUUUCAAUCAAUGGUUUUCAACAACGCUCAAACAUGAACUUGAAUUAAAAAAUAAUAAUUACAGAAUAGUUAAAAGACGUGUUUGUUGGCUAAUCGGUAAAUGGACUCGAGUAAAAUUAAGUGAAAAACUUAAGCCCGAACUUUACAAGAUGAUGAUUAGAGCUUUAAGUCCUGAAGAAGAUCUUGUUGUUCGUUUAGAGGCAAGUAAUACAUUAAAACAAGCAUUAGAUGACUUUCAGUUUCAUAUUGAUGAAUUUAUGCCGUUUUUGGAAACCACUUUUUCUCUAUUAUUUCUUCUUCUUCGAGAAGUAUCUGAAUGUGAUACUAAGAUGCAAGUUCUCUACGUACUAUCAUUUAUAAUAGAAAGAGUUGGUAAUGGUAUCAGGCCUCAUGUUGGUCCAUUAAGUGCUUAUCUACCAUCAUUAUGGGAAAUUUCUGAAAAACAUAAUAUGAUGAGAUGUGCUAUUAUUUCCACCUUAGUCCAUUACGUAAAAGCUUUAAAUUCAGAAAGUGUUAUCAUUGAACCCAUGAUUGUUAACAUGGUUAGUUUAAGUUGUGAUCUCAAACAAGAUGCUCAUGUUUAUUUAAUGGAAGAUGGAUUACAAUUAUGGCUAGCUUUUCUUGAAAAUGCACCAGCACCAACACCAGGCAUCAUGAGUCUAAUCUAUAAUAUGCCGGAACUUUUGGAUUCUGGAUUAGAUCAAGUAAAUUUUCGACCAGCUAUCUGUAUCAUACAAGCAUACGUACUAUUAAAUCCUCAAGAAAUUUUAGGAGACCUAGGAAUCCGUAUCAUAGCUAGUUUGAAAUCAGUAAUGUCAGAUCUGAGAUCUCAAGACUUAGUACUGGUUAUCGAAUUAUUUAUAUUAAUAUUAAAAGUAUCCCCGGAUGUAGGAGUUCAACUUAUAAAGCCUGCUUUAGGAAGAUUUCUUAAAACUGUCUACUUGGAUCAAGAACACGAAGUGUUCAUCGUGAUAAGGAUGAUCCUAGUGGUUCUGUCUAGGUUAUUGUUAGACAAUAGAGGUGUCUUUGCAGAGUUAAUUAGUGACUUAAUGAAAGAAAUAGGAGAAGAACAAACGGAAGAAACUGUAAUGAAUAGAAUAUUAGAAGUUUGGCUUCUUCAUGUAUCAGAUUUCACACAAUCUGAUAAUAUGAAAAUCAUGGCCCUUGCUUUAUGUUCACUAUUAAGCAUUGAUAGCCCGCCAAUUAUAUAUCGUCAUUUUCCAACGAUCAUCAGUGUUGUUGUUGAAGUUCUCAAUGAUAUUUUAAAGCUUGACGAUAUGGAUUCUUAUUUAGACUCAUUGUUACUUGUUAAUCGUACGCCGGAAGAACAUGAGCAGUCUGAUGAAGAUGAUGGGGAAUAUAAGACUAAUCUUCAAUUACGACUUAAACGAUUAGACUUUCAAGAUCCUGUUCAUACUGUUUGUUUGAAAAGUUUUCUUGAAAAUCAACUCAUUACACUUCGUCGAUCAAUCAGUAAUAACCAAUUUGAUGAAAUUAUAGCUUCACUUCAACCAGAAAUUGAACAACAACUCAGAGAGUAUAUUUCAUUUUAAAAAUUAUGAUAAUUCGUAAUGAUUAAAAUAACUAUAGUAGUUAUUUAAAAAAUUCAAUUAACAAUUAAUGCCAGAAAGAAUUUUUAUUAUUUCUACAAUUUAAAGGGUAAAUUGAAAUUAAGAAAA